UGAUGAUGUUAUUUCACUGGGUUGGAAAUUCCUAAUUAAGAAGGUAUAAAACCUUGGCAGGAAAAAAAAAAAGGUCUAGCAUCAUUCGGAUUUAAAGGUGGCUUAUUACCAGGAGCAAGAGAAAAGAAUUAACUGCAAUAUGGUGAUGUUAAAAGCAGUGUUAUUAUUUCAACUCGUCCUAGUGGUAAAAUCACAGAAAAAAGUACCAGUCCAAUUUGUCACUGAGAAAUACAUUCAUUCAGAAAGUACAGAAAUCAACCAUUUUAAUCUGCGCUUGUGUGGAGGAUGUCUGUACGAUCACCAAAAUGCAAACGUGAAUUUUAACCUACCGGACAAACCAUGGAGUCCUGUUCUCAGUUACUUUCUAAGGGCAUAUGUAUACGAUCAGCAUAAUCAUCUAAUAGCGGUCAACAAAGACACAGCGGGUAACUUUAUUGAGUCAUUUACAUUCCCCUACUAUAAAACGUAUGGCGACUUGCACAUAGAGGUGACGACGGCUCAAGUAACAGGUGGCAUCAAUUACAACGUCGUUGUCAAAUUUGAGAAGAAUGCAACAAUGGAAAGAAACAAACCAAGUUGUCAACCACGCUAUGUAUCAAGCACGAGUGAGGUGAUGAACUGGGAAGCGUACAAAAGGAAUGUGCACAUGGAACUUGCAAUGAUCGGCAACACCUACGAUCUAGUCUCCAUCUUUAAGACGACAAAGCCUGGGACAGUCCCUACACAUGGAAGUGUACUGCUGGAGUUAGAUUACUGCUUCAACCCAGCCGAGUUACCAGGUUACGUGGAAAUAUCCGUUUUUGCAAAUAAUGAAUUAUCGGGUUUCGGAACAUACGCAUGCCCAGGUAGUGUGCGGCCAUGCACGACGGAAAGCACAAAGUUUUAUGACGUGUCUGGUGCGGCGGUCAACUUUGUACAUGUCGAUAUGACGCAAGCGAAGGAUAUGGGACCUGUUCAAGUCAUCAUCGUUGGUAAUGGUAGAUCCGGUGGAAUUAAUAACUUCACCUUAGGCGCAUCUAGAUACAGCAAACACACCUAAAAACUUAAUAUGUUAUCUUUUGUUUCUACUUUUUGUGUGGUGAUUUGGAGAAUAAUUUAGUGUCUUUGCA
Hydractinia symbiolongicarpus is the source of this 1109-nucleotide messenger RNA. RefSeq lists its product as uncharacterized. NCBI's taxonomy places the organism in Eukaryota, Metazoa, Cnidaria, Hydrozoa, Anthoathecata, Hydractiniidae. The record is from RefSeq and is a predicted model, not a curated record. Bases 140 to 1039 code for a protein of 299 amino acids. The transcript is spliced from 4 exons.